Molecule: messenger RNA, 2497 nt
Organism: Phanerochaete carnosa HHB-10118-sp
Lineage: Eukaryota; Fungi; Basidiomycota; Agaricomycetes; Polyporales; Phanerochaetaceae
Exons: 11
Coding region: 45-2315 (756 amino acids)
Biological process (GO): regulation of DNA-templated transcription; DNA-templated transcription
Cellular component (GO): nucleus
Molecular function (GO): transcription cis-regulatory region binding; DNA-binding transcription factor activity, RNA polymerase II-specific; zinc ion binding
Source: RefSeq, a predicted model, not a curated record
GAUUGUGGCGAGCGAUAUCGGCCGUUGUGUCUCUCUCGCACAACAUGUCGACCUCGCCGACCGACAGCACCUACAGCGUGCAGAGCAGCAAGCGACGCCGCACCAGUGACGCCUCCACCUUACACAGCCCAGGCGCUAUCGCUCCAUCGCUCUCCCAGGACACACAGCACCGGACGCAGCCCUCGACCCCGCUGCCAGCGCAGCAGCCGCUGAUCCCGCCGGGGCACAUCCCCAAGCGUGGUGCGCGCGCCUGCACGGCGUGCAGGAAGGGCAAGAAUCGGUGCGAAGGAGACGCUCCCUGUCGACGAUGCCAGCUGAGCGGCACACCGUGCAUCUUUGAAAAACCUGAGAAGAAAAAUGUCCAGCCGAUGGUAAACGGCAGCAUCGAGAGGCUCUCCCGCCUCGAGGGCCAGUAUCUGGUCAUGCAGAGCCAGAUGAUCGGCAUGCAGUCGACCCUAGACCGAAUCCUCGCUGCUGUCCAGCAGCCUCCGCCCAUGUACAACAACAAUCGCGAGCCUAGCAUGAGCGGGCCGCUCCCGCCUAUACGAACAUCAGACAUGUACGCCUCGUCUAGUCCACGUUCAGGCAAAGUCUUCCCGCCCUUACCGGGCUUCGCGCCUCCGCCACACAAAUACGCCACAUACGGCAUCGUCCCAAGUACUGCACCGUCUUCCGAUGAUGAAUCGGAAGAUACGCUUCCUCGAUCAGCACUCAAUGCUCCGAUUGAAGCUCUUCAAGGACUUGCAAAUGCAGCUGCUGAAGCAGCAGCAGCUCCUUCUGCAUCACCACCAAGGGUGAAGAAGCGCAAGAAGGCCGAGCCAACACCACGUAAUGCCUUCCCACACGUCGUCGAGAAAGGACUCAUCUCUGAUACUGAAGCCCGCGAGCUGUACCACAUAUUCUUUUCUGGUUGUCACAUCUUUAUCCCACUGUUUGAUCCGUCAUAUGACACUUACGAAGGCCUCAACGAGCGUACUCCGUGGACAUUCGACGCCAUCCUCGCUGUCGCCGCGAAGAUUCGUGCGGGUACAGGCCUUCUUCCUUCCAGCUUUUACCGCAGCCUCGAGGAAGCGCAGGGCAUUGCGCGGUCGACGCUCUUCGGACCUGUCGUUCGCAAGGAAGCUGUCCAGGGCAUGCUCCUUCUCGCCGCGUGGAGCACAAAUGGCUGGCUCCCAAGUGGACAUGCAAUGCGCAUGGCGCUUGACCUUGGCUUACAUCGUGCGCUCGAGAAGCUGGCUGAGGAUGGAGGCAACAAGAAGAGGACAGAAGAGGAGGAACGAGAUCUUGUCGUUUCGGCGAGGAUAUGGCUCUGUCUAUACUGGUUUGACCAUCAAAUGAGCCUGGGCACCGGCAGGCCGAUAGUGCUACGAGACGAAUCCUCCAUCCGUCAUUGCCGUAUACUUCUCAACCAUCCUAUGGCAUCGCCUACAGACGUACGGCUAAUCUCGCAGGUUGAGCUUAUCGCGCAGAAGACACAAAUCUAUGAGACGCUAUCACCCCUCAACGGCCAGGUCAACCACAACACCUUGGCAUUUAUCCGACGCGCCAACGUCGCCCUCGACAAGUGGUGGCAAGACUGUGACGAGCUGCACCGGCAGACGAUGGACGAAGACGCUUUGCCGCGGAAGAUCCUCGCUGGCGAGCUCUACUACGCGAAGUUGUGGCUUGUCUGCGUCGCGCUUCGCGGCGUCUCAUGGGACAAGAUGCCCUUCGAGCAGCGUGAGCUCGCCUUUCAAGCCAAGGACGCCGCCUCGGCCUGCCUUUCGAAUUUGCUCAACUCGCCGACGUACCGCGCCGCGCUCCGCUACGCGGUGCACGACAGCCUCGUGACAGCGGCCUUCUCGGGCCUCUUCCUGCUCAAGAUGGCAAACCUCUUCCCCGCCGAGGUCGACCUCGGGGCGAUCACGGCCCAGGUCGAGCAGCUCGCGCAGGUGCUCUCGGACGUCGCGGCGGAACGAUACGCGCUCACACUCCGCAUCAUGCUCGCGAACCUCCGCCGCAAGAUGGGCAUGGUCCCCGGCGGCGUCAUGGGCCCGCCGCCGCCGCCUACGGAUCCGGCGCUCAUGGUGCCGUCGUUCAUGGACCCGGCGCUCGUCCCAGGACAGCCGUUCACCCUGGAGGAGCUCGGUGUGGGCCCCUGGGCCAACGGCAAUAAUGGCGAGGUAUUUAGUCCGAGCGCGAUCCCCCUCUGGUUGCAGGAACAAAACUUGAGCGAUCUCGGCCUGCCCAUCAAUGGCUCCGAUGGUAUCUUUCUGCAGAUGGCUAACACCAACGGUUGGACAGGAGAUUUCCCGCCAAUGCCAGAGGCCUGGUGACUAUCAAGAGAAAAGUAUAUAUGACGUCCACGGGUGUCUUUAUGUGAACUGUGCGAGCGGGACUAUUGACUGCACUCCGCCGCUGUACCGCUAGCGUUGAAUCGUGUACUAGUAAUUUGAUCAGUCGAAUAGGAUGUUGAUUUCUCGUGGUGUGUCCACGCCAAACAACAUCGCUUUUGCAC